This is a messenger RNA of Haliotis rubra (blacklip abalone), 1322 nucleotides long. RefSeq lists its product as uncharacterized. Bases 105 to 1283 code for a protein of 392 amino acids. The record is from RefSeq and is a predicted model, not a curated record. Lineage: Eukaryota; Metazoa; Mollusca; Gastropoda; Lepetellida; Haliotidae. The transcript has 15 exons.
GAUAACCUUUGUUCCUCGUUACUAUAUAUAUUUUGAACCUAGAGGCUCCGUCUGUCUCCUGCAGUACUGACAACAAGCUGUGUAAUCCUCUGUCAUCAGGAACAAUGUUUCCCGCUACACUGCUGCUGGUUGGGAUUGUGGGAGUGGCUGGUUCAACGACGACGCCAACGACGACUAGCGAUGCCGCAUCCGGGAGUCCAGCUCCCACGAUGCCUGCAACGUCAGUAAUGGUCGGCGAUCCUAACUGCAAGGACGACAACCUGACCACCUGCAGCAGCUACGAGCAUGCCUCCUGUACCGGGCCCUACGAGGACUGGGCGAGGGUCCACUGUGCUGCAUCUUGUGGAUUCUGCAUACCCAUCACCUCGCCGUUUGAUUGUGUCGACACGAACCCUCUCUGUAGCAGCAUGAACUCUGAUCUCUGCACCAACUCACUAUAUACUGGAUUCGUAAGAAGCAACUGCCUCAAGUUCUGCGACUGGUGCCCAGGUGGUGUUACAACGACAAAGAUGCCCAAAACAGGUUGUUACGACGAUUUUGAAAACUGUGGUGAGUUCGGGAGAAAAACGUGUGUGGGUUACCCGGAAUGGUCCGACAUCUACUGCAAGAAGUACUGCGGGUUCUGCACGUCCAACACUACAGAUGCUACAAACCCGAUGUCGACAACGACUACACCUGCUCCAACUCCGUCGCACGCCCCAGGGGACUGUUACGACCGGCUCGACUGCAGCGGCUACAACAUCCACACCAGCUGCUGUGGGUCAUACGAGAGCUGGGCCCGCUGGAACUGUGCCGCAACUUGCAAGUUUUGCAAACCGAAGAACACCACACCACGCAUGUGCACUGACAACAGCCCCAUCUGCAGCCAGUACAACAAGGACCUCUGCACCAACCCCAUCUACAGCCACUUCGCCGUCACCGAAUGUGCUGGUUUCUGUAAAAUCUGCCUUGUGCCCGAGUACACUCCACCCUGUGCAGUUGACGCAAACACCACCACAACUCCCGUGAGUACGUCUGUGGUCGUGGAGAGAGGUUGCACCCAGGACGGGGUGUUUCAUCGUGAAGGCGACGGAUGGGACUCCCUCGACUGUGUGAACACCUACCAGUGUGUCGACGCUGCGUCAAAUAACAUCACGUCCCGGCCAUUGAGGUGUGUCCGCGAAGUCCCUAAACACUGCUACUUUGUACUGAAGAUCGGAGCAUGCUGUCCACUGAUCAGAUGCGAAUAUCCAAACAUCAUCCAUGGGGAGAGGACACAGGAGCAUGGAUACAUCCUGGGGUGAACAUUUCAGUUUUUCAUGAAUAAACAGUACUUCCUAUGA